AUGUGUCUCCUUAUUGUAGAGGAGCCAAGUGCUGUGGUGUUCUCCGCAGCUGAUCUUUCGCAGAGCAAGGAAUGCCCCAAAGGAUAUUACUGUCCCGCUGGAACUGCGAAGGCAAUCCCCUGUCCAGGAGGAACGUACAAUCCUUUGCUGCGCCGCACGGACGUCUCGGACUGCAUGAUAUCCAAGGCGGGGACAUAUGCCGAAGAAGCCACAACAUCUGAAGCAGGCACUGGCUCCUGCGCAAAGGGGCACUUUUGUCCUCCGGGAUCAUCCAAGGCUGAUCAGGUCGCCUGCCCGGCUCAAACAUACAACCCAAGUCCAGGGGGAGGGUCCGCGAACGACUGCAAGCCCUGUCCCGCUGGAAAGUAUUGUGGCACUGGGGUGUCUGAACCGGAUGAUUGCCCAGAGGGGCAUUACUGCCCCGUGGGGUCGUCUGACCCGAGACCCUGCCCGGUAGGGACGAUCAGGAAGACAACAGGAGCGCAGUCUGAGCAAGACUGUGACCCUUGUCCUGCUGGCCAUUACUGUGAAACCCCGGGACUUUCUGACCCAACAGGGGAAUGUGAAGCUGGCACAUUGUGCCUGGAAAGAGCCACAAACCCGGCUCCUCGAGACGGCCUCACAGCGCUGAUGGGCACUCCCCUUACAUUAGGCAUCAAAUGUCCCCAUCGCUCCGGCGCUCCGCUUUCAGGAGUUGUCUGCCCCUCUCUCGGCUACUGCGAAGAAGGCGCCACGGCACUUCAAGCUUGUCCCAACGGCGAAUUCAAUCCAUACGAAGGCGGCACAUCCAGUAACGACUGUCGAAAGUGUUUUGCCGGGGCUUACUGCACAGUUGUCGACAACAAGCCUGUCGUUGGGCCUUGCGCUGGAGGGUACUCCUGUCCAGAAGGCUCUAGCACCGCGAAGGCUGUAAUUGCCCCAAAAGGAACGUAUGCCCCCGUGGGCAGCGCCCUUCCUAAGUACUGCAAGCCGGGAACGCAUGCUGAAACAGAAGGGUUAACAGAAUGCCUCCCGUGUCCCGCUGGGUACUAUUGCGACCAAGCGGGUAUGGGCGAGACCAACUUGAUACGGAAGGAUUGCAGAACGGGUAUGUACUGUGAAGAAGGCUCAGUAUUCCACAAAAAUUGUCCUGCGGGUACUUACAACCCCGACAAACUUGGACAGAGCAUCGACGCCUGCCUACCGUGCCCGGCGGGACAAUAUUGCCAAACGGAAGAGCUGAGCGCACCCACAGGAGACUGCGCUGCCGGCUACUACUGUGCAACGAGAAGCACAAGCAUCGCACCCCUUGAAAUGGAUUCCUUCGGGAAUGGGCCUUGCCCAACAGGUCACUACUGCCCUGAGGGGACACCAGAGCCCGUUGCCUGCCCUGGAACCUACCAAGAUAUGCCAGGCAGCACAUUCUGUAACGUGUGUCCUGGGGGCUACUACUGCCCACUUGGGGCCGAAGUUAGUUUUGAUGCACAAUACAUCUGUCCAAAGGGAUCUUUUUGCCCUAGAGGAUCCAAGCAUGGAAAGGAAUACCUCUGUCCUCCAGGUUUUUACAACCCAUCACAGGGCAUUUCGUCUGUACUCAGCUGUUUGCCUUGCCCUCCUGGGAAAUACUGCAGAACUGCAGGCCUGGCUGCGGAAAGCGGAGACUGUGCAGCGGGUUUCUAUUGCGCCGGCGGAGCCCGUUAUCCUAAUGAAGUGAUCGACGAAUGUGUGUUCGAGUCGGGCGUUCUGGGGAAGGGAACUGGAACAUGCACGUCAAGGGAAGAUCCGUUUUCUUCAAAAGAGGAAGCCGAAGAGUUCUGUAAGAAGUCAGAUGAAUGCGUUGGGAUCGAAGAGAAGGAGGAGUUGUUCUACGUCAGAUGCGGGGCCGUGGAGGCUCCAGACGAAGGCGUUACAAGCAUAUUCUAUCCAAAGCUCUGCAUCGAGGCAGGUCUCUGCCCAAUCGGAUAUAUCUGCCCAGCAGGGACGGGCUCAACGGAACCUUCGAAGGCUGCAAAUGCAUGCCCUCCCGGGUAUUACUGUCCAGAAGGGGAGCGUGGGAAGCUGAUCAGUGCCAAGACUGUCCGCCUGGCCAGUUCUGCGCACUCCCUGGUCUUUCAGCUCCUUCAGGAUACUGCACUGCUGGCUUCUACUGUGGUAAAGGGAGCUCAACUCCUGUCGAUGCCUCAAAAAUUUGUCCAGAAGGGCACUACUGCCCCGAAGGAAGUGCAGAAGCCCUUCCUUGCAGCAGCGGCACAUAUCAGCCGCAGGAAGGUGCAACGUCGUGCAUCAUGUGUCCAGAAGGGUCAUUCUGCGCAGCUGGAUCGGAAGAGCCUGAGCCCUGCCCAGAAGGGUUCUAUUGCCCGGCUGGCACCCAACAUCAGUACCAGUACCCAUGUCCACAAGGGACAUUUGGUAGCAUUACGGGUGCAACGUCUGUAG
Messenger RNA from Eimeria mitis, 2415 nucleotides. RefSeq names its product Cast domain containing protein, related. Lineage: Eukaryota; Apicomplexa; Conoidasida; Eucoccidiorida; Eimeriidae. The transcript has 15 exons. The record is from RefSeq and is a predicted model, not a curated record. The coding region runs from base 1 to 2415 and encodes 804 amino acids.